Caenorhabditis briggsae is the source of this 2007-nucleotide messenger RNA. NCBI's taxonomy places the organism in Eukaryota, Metazoa, Nematoda, Chromadorea, Rhabditida, Rhabditidae. The coding region runs from base 1 to 2007 and encodes 668 amino acids. The transcript is spliced from 6 exons. The record is from RefSeq and is a predicted model, not a curated record.
AUGAUUGCUAAUGGAGAAAAGGAAGAAGAGCCACCAAAAAGAGUUCCACCAGCUCGAGAAAUCAAACUAGAAGAGCGACUAACAACGGAGGACACUUUUCUUUUCAAGUUAGAAUCUUUCUUAAUGGGAAACUUUCUUAAAAAUCGAUUCAGUUGGGGGGGGGGGGGGGGACACAAAAAUCUCCCCAAAAAUCUGAAACAUCGCUCUGGAAAUCAAAAUUCGAAAAGAAUGAAUUCAAAAUUGAUCAGAUUCAUGAAUGUCAACAAUUUGAAUCCGAAAAGUGCAGUUUUUCAAGAACGAGUUCGUCAAAAUCUAGCCAACGCAUUCAUCUCGACAACGAUACUCUCUGCGAUUCCAGGAAUUAUAAUGGCUGUUCCAGUUGGAUUGACUUUUGGAGGAUUUUGUGCAAUUUAUGGAGCAAAAAUUCCGAAAAAAUUGGCUGAAAAUCCAAAAAUCGAUGAGGAUUCUGGAAUUUCAGAGCAUUCUGGAAAUUCUGAGACGCCUUCUGAAGACGAGAAGGACAAUAAUGAAUUUUUUGAUUUUCAGAAAAUUUCCCCGAAAUUGAAAAUUCUGGAAAAUUCGAAUAAUUUGGGACCACAAAUUUUAGAAUAUUUGGAGAAAUCGCAGAAAUUUGGAAUUCUGAUAACCCUUCGUGACGUGGCAACUCUUCUAGAAUCACCAACGACUUCUGAAAAUACAGUCAGAAUUCAGUACAAGAAGCGGAAGAUUAAAAUUGUGAAAAUUGAGAAUUCUGGGAUUUUGGAGAUGUUCGAGAAUUCUAGAAACUCUGAUGGAUCGCCGAUUUUGAUUUUGUUGGAAAAAGGAAAUUCUGAAGAUUUUAAAAUUCAAAAUUUGGCUGAAAAUCGACAAUUCGUUAUGGAGAUCAAGGAGAUUUUUGAGAAAAAUGGAGAGGAGAAAAUUGUGGAAAAAUCGGAUUCUGAAAUUUUGAUUAUCCGAAAAGGGGGCGUGAUAAAUUUGUAUUUUUGCGAAGUUUGGGAUUUUCGGAACUUUGGAAAUUCUGAAUUUCCAAAAACUUUGGAAAUUCUGCACCAUGGACACCAUUUUCCAGCCCACCAUGAUCCUGCUCACCAUGGGACCCAUCAUGGUACCCACGAUCAGUCCCAUGGAACCCAUGGUGGGUACCAUGAUCCUGCUCACCAUGGGACCCAUCAUGCUACCCACUAUAAGUCCCAUGGAACUCAUAGACGCCAUUGCCUAGCUUACUAUGGGACCCAUCAUGGUACCCACGAUCAGUCCCAUGGAACCCAUGGUGGGUACCAUGAUCCUGCUCACCAUGGGACCCAUCAUGCUACCCACUAUAAGUCCCAUGGAACUCAUGGACGCCAUUGCCUAGCUUACUAUGGGACCCAUCAUGGUACCCACGAUCAGUCCCAUGGAACCCAUGGUGGGUACCAUGAUCCUGCUCACCAUGGGACCCAUCAUGCUACCCACUAUGAGUCCCAUGGAACUCAUGGUGGGUACCAUGAUCCUGCUCACCAUGGGACCCAUCAUGCUACCCACUAUGAGUCCCAUGGAACUCAUGGACACCAUUCCCUAGCUUACUAUGGGACCCAUCAUGGUACCCACCAUCAGUCCCAUGGAGCUCAUGGACACCAUUCUCCUGCUCACCAUGGGACCCAUCAUGGUACCCACUAUGAGUCCCAUGGAACUCAUGGACACCAUCCCCUAGCUCACUAUGGGACCCAUCAUGGUACCCACUAUGAGUCCCAUGGAACUCAUGGACACCAUUCUCCCGCCCAUCACGGAGAACACCAUGGACACCAUGAGCACAUGGAUGGUCACCAUGCCCCACACCAUGAGCAUGGUACCCACCAUGAGUUUCAUGGAACCCAUGGUGGGUACUAUGAUCCUGCUCACCAUGGGACCCAUCAUGGUACCCACUAUCCCACUAUGAGUCCCAUGGAACUCAUGGACAUCAUUCUCCAGCUCAUCAUGGAGAACACCAUGGAAAACACCACGGACACCAUGCCCCCAGAUAAAAAAUAA